Molecule: messenger RNA, 3774 nt
Organism: Triplophysa dalaica
Lineage: Eukaryota; Metazoa; Chordata; Actinopteri; Cypriniformes; Nemacheilidae
Gene: kcna6a
Product: potassium voltage-gated channel, shaker-related, subfamily, member 6 a
Exons: 2
Coding region: 1873-3309 (478 amino acids)
Biological process (GO): protein homooligomerization; potassium ion transmembrane transport
Cellular component (GO): juxtaparanode region of axon; membrane; paranode region of axon
Molecular function (GO): delayed rectifier potassium channel activity; protein binding
Source: RefSeq, a predicted model, not a curated record
UAAAAGUGACAUGCCUCACAUGUCAGUUUGAAGGCCCAUUAGUGUCCCCAGUCUGCUAACAAAUUACCAGAGGUCUUGACUUUGACCUACAGGACUAUCCAUCAAGCACUGCUGAUCUUUAGUUGUGUUUGUAAAUGUGCAGAAAUUGAUACUUUAAAUCUGUCUGGAGAAGACUUUAUUUACUAAAUAUUUCGCAAAACAAGACAGUUCAACUGCAGAUAAUAAAUGAGUCUAAAGCUGGGGAGAUUACAAAACAUAGUGGAUAUGGUUAAUAUGGCACAAGAGGUUCUAUAAUAUGAAAUGCGCUAUACAUUCUUGUAAUGUUUUUAUCUGCUUUUUACUUUGGGUUGUGUUGUUUUACUCACACUGCAAGCACUAAUGUUGAAACUUGUUACUUCAAGUUUAAGUGAUCAUGAGGACAAUUUGGGUUUUUGGGUCAUACAUUGAAAAUAAUUUAACUACAAAUCCAUGCUUUAAAUGUAACUUAAAAUUGAAGAGUUUUUUGCAUAAACGGAUUAAUUUCGAUUUUAUGUUUUUAUUUUGUUUAAUUGUGAUAGUUAGCUGUUUACGUAAUCAAAACGACCAAACUGCAGUUUGAUGUUAAUUGGAAUGCACAAUAAAAAAACAUUUAUUUUAAAGCACACUUUUUUAUUUCUGCAAACAAACUCAAUGCAAUGUGGAAAUGCACCUGAAUAAUUGUAAUUGUUUAUGUUUGGUCAAAGAAUAAGAAUUUAAGGGACAUUAUUUUUCAACUCAUUUUAAUAUUUUUAAUGUUGUUUUACAGUUACAUUUUUUUGUGAAGUCACGGGUCAUGUGUUUUUAAUGUUCACUGUAGUAAACAUGGACCCUGUUCAACAAAUAUUUCUUUCCCUUAUACUAUAUAUAGUAGAUGUGAUUUUUUUUGUAUUUCUGUAGAGAAUUCAAUGGCUAACAGCAUUUCUGAGCGGAGUCAGUGUAUAUUGUUGCAAUUAUAAGGUUUGACAAAAUAAUAAUUAUACAACGUAAAAUAAUCUUAAAUUCAGUCCACAGCAUAAUGACUAUAAUUUAGAUAAAAAAAUUGUCAUUGACUCGCCAUCUGGGUGUUUUCCUGAUUUUGGUCUGAGGUGUGCAUGGAUGGACUUCGGCACUCCCUUUGACCCUGAUAUAGAAAGUGAAUUGAUGAUGGAUGCAGGAUCACUUUUCUUCAAGGUAUUAGUUAUAUAAAUUAGGUUAUGUAAGUGCUACGAACACCUCUGGCUCUGUGGGUGCUCAGAUGUCAGUCAAACAAGCAUUUUCACAUUUUAGAGAGGUCCCAUAGCCACACCGAAAGCUUUUUGGAAGUUAAGUAAACUUGUAGGAAGAAAACAUUUUUAGAUUUACAAUAAUUACCAAUAUAAUGGCUAAUUUUAGAGGUACUUUAAAAAUAAUAAAUGAAACACACAUGCACAACCUUAUGACAACAUUAUUAUUAAUUUACAUUGUGUAUCAAAUUUGCAUUAUUUUCUAUACAUUUUGGUGUAAGACUUAAAUAAAUAAAACCCAGUCCCCUUUUAUCAAGUUACUAGUUCAAUUAUUUGUGCCACUAAAAUUGAAGAUUUGUUGCGCAUAGCUUUAACGUGCCAAUCAAAGUCAGGGUGGGCUUUGCUGUCUUGGGCACCAUGUGAGUGUUAGAUCUGUUAGAGUUGUCUGCCGAGCACGCUGGUAGAAUGACUCCUAUUCCCUUACAACAAUAAACCUGUUGAAAGUUUGAGAAGUUCAACGAGAGAUUGAUAUUCAACAUUCAGCCAUUAGUGUAGGUGCUGUGUCACUGUCAGGCUGGAGUUGUCGGACCCCCAAAACUGGUGGAGUGGGGGGAAAUCGCGGAAGAACAAGAACUCCUCUCGCGGGGCAAAUAUGACCGCGCUGUCCCGAGAGAUGAGCCAGGAUGAGCCCCCGGACCAAGCGGCACCAAGUCAGGAGGUCUGCGUAACGGAGAGCGCCGAGCAGGAGUGCUGCGAGAGGGUCACCAUUAACAUUUCGGGUCUGCGGUUCGAAACUCAAAUUAAAACACUUGCACGAUUCCCUAACACGUUGCUAGGUGACCCAAGCAAAAGAAUCCGUUUCUUCGAUCAGUUUCGGAACGAAUACUUUUUCGACAGAAACAGACCAAGUUUCGACGCAAUCCUAUAUUAUUACCAGUCCGGUGGGAGGCUUCGCAGACCCAUCAACGUGCCGGUGGAAAUCUUCCUGGAUGAAAUCCAAUUUUACGAGAUCGGUGAGGACGCCAUCGAGCAUUUCCGAGAGGACGAGGGUUUGUUUAAAGAAGAGGAGCGGCCGAUGCCCGCCAAUGAGUUUCAGCGUCAGCUCUGGUUACUUUUUGAGUAUCCCGACAGCUCCGCACCAGCCAAAGUUGUCGCCAUCAUAUCUGUUAUGAUCAUCCUGAUAUCAAUCAUUAUCUUUUGCGUAGAAACUUUGCCAGAGUUUAGAGAGGACGAGCAUGUGUUUAACAACCACCUUGCGCAGAACGGAACGUCUGGAAAAAACAGCCUAUUCAUGGAUCCGUUCUUCAUGUUGGAGAGCCUUUGCAUCAUUUGGUUUUUAUUUGAACUGCUUGUGAGGUUUCUCGUGUGUCCCAGCAAAACUGCCUUCUUCAAAGACAUCAUGAACACCAUAGAUAUCGUGGCGAUUAUGCCAUAUUUCGUCACGUUGGGAAUGGACCUCGCCGAGGUUGAAUCCAACGCACAACAAACCACGUCUCUGGCUAUUUUGAGAGUUAUCCGGUUGGUGCGCGUCUUCAGGAUUUUCAAACUCUCACGGCACUCCAAGGGACUCCAAAUUCUCGGACAGACGCUGCGCGCAAGCAUGCGAGAACUUGGACUUUUAAUAUUCUUCCUUAUCAUUGGUAUCAUAUUGUUCUCCAGUGCCGUGUACUUCGCUGAAGUGGACGACCCAGAAUCGGCGUUUACGAGCAUCCCGGAAGCGUUCUGGUGGGCUGUUGUGUCCAUGACUACGGUUGGAUAUGGAGACAUGUACCCCAUCACUAUCGGUGGGAAGAUUGUUGGGUCGAUGUGUGCUAUCGCAGGAGUUCUUACAAUCGCGUUGCCCGUACCGGUAAUCGUGUCGAAUUUUAAUUACUUUUAUCAUAGAGAGCACGGCGCAGAGGAGCAGGUGGAGUUCACGCACGUGACCUGCGGUCAACCGGUGACGCCGAUGCUGGCGGAGUGCAAUAAGAGCGACAGUAAACCAUCUCUCAUUAAAACAGAUAAUUCAGAUGACGACGAUGUUAAUCCAUCAAGUUUCUUAAAUUUCAGUCCAUUGGAGGAAUACGCAGGCAAAUUCACUGAUGUAUGAGACCGGGGUUGAACCAUUUCUAACGCAGCAGAAGUACGAAGAUACUGUGGCAGUAUUUAAGAAAACAAAGGUUCCAACAAGCAUUCUUGUAAUAUAUUGUAAUAUAAAUGUAUGUAAUUGUCAAAUCAUUCGUGCAUCAUUUUAAGACCUGUUUAAGGCGUAUCGUGCACUGUACGAGAUUUUAAACCUGGAAAAUAAGCUCAGCUUUGUGUCUUUUCUGUAAACGGUCAUAAUGUGCUCUACAGUGCAAGAUUUACUGUUUGCAGAUGUUGUAUUCGCUCAGGUAUAAAUGUAAUUCAUUGAUUUGUACGGAAAUGGUCUGGGCAGAAAGAGAUCUAAUAAGUGGACUUUUUGGAAAGUGCAAAACAAUGUAAGAGAGGUAGAGAGACAGAGACAUAAAAAGCAUUUAAUAUGUGACCUCAACCUUUGUUUUGGCUAGUUAACCAGCCCACACAACAGCCUCAG